This is a messenger RNA of Pieris macdunnoughi, 1737 nucleotides long. Lineage: Eukaryota; Metazoa; Arthropoda; Insecta; Lepidoptera; Pieridae. The record is from the annotation of a GenBank genome assembly.
AUGAGCAGUGUGAGGUCGCGUUGGUGUCUAGUAGGCAGUGUGUUCGCGGCGCUGGUGGUGGGCGCGCUGGUGGCGGUGCUGGUGCUGCAACCGUGGUCCAGCCCUGACCACCCGCGCUACCCACGGGCCGUCGUCGCUGCCAAUGGCAUUGAGUGCGCUGCUAUAGGCCGGAGCAUAUUGGAAAGAAAUGGUACAGCGGUGGAUGCUGCUAUUGCGACGUUAUUCUGUGAGGGCCUAGGUUGUUCGCAAUGUAUGGGUCUUGGCGGGGGCUUCUUGGCCACCGUCUACGACGCACCUACGGGGAGAGUCCGAGUGCUGAACGCCAGGGAGAGAGCUCCAGCGGCAACGUAUUCAGACAUGUUCGCGAACGCAUCUUCCCAAGUAGGUGGUCGCGCGAUCGCCGUGCCAGGGGAAUUGAAAGGCUACGGCGCGCUCUACCGAGAAUACGGCCGAUUGCCCUGGAAGGAGCUGGUCAAGCCGGCAGCAGACCUCGCCCGGAACGGACACCGCGUCAGCGAAUAUAUGGGACGCGUACUCAAGUCUUACAGCGAUCGGAUUCUCGCCGAACCGUCUUUCAGCGAAGUAUACAUGAACCCAGCAACCGGGGAGGUGUGGAAAGAGGGGGAUACAAUCCGCGAACCGACCCUCGCGCGAACCCUCGAUAUAAUCGCGGAGGAGGGCCCGGAGGCGAUACACAACGGUUCUCUCACCGCAGCUCUCGUGAGAGAUAUAGAGAAUUUCGGUGGCAUCAUUACAGAAGACGACUUCAGGAAUUACAGAACAGAAUGGCAGGAGCCAAUCGUCGUGCGCGUAUCACCAGAGCACACUCUGUACUCAGUGCCCCUGCCAGGCUCCGGGUCAGUACUGGCCUUCAUCUUGAAUAUGCUUCGAGAGUGGGUCGGUACGGGAUCAGACGCGCCAGUCGACAGUAACCUUUAUUGGCAUCGUAUUGUUGAGACCUUCAAGUUCGCCUACGCGCGCCGAACCGGCCUGGGAGAUCCUAGCCGCACCAAUCUACCGUUUAGCAUCGCUGAGUUGGAACGCAAUUUGUCUACGCCUGAGUGGGCAGUAGAGCACAGAGCUAAAGUGGACGACACUCGCACAUUUUCAGAUUGGAGAUACUAUGGUGCAAUGUUUGAAGGUGCCGACGACCACGGCACUGCGCAUAUUAUUGUUGUCGCACCAGAUGGUAGUGCCGUAUCUGCUACAAGUACUAUUAACUAUAUAUGGGGCUCACAGCGCCGUUCAAGAAGCACAGGAAUCAUAUUAAACAAUGAAAUGGAUGACUUCGCUAUUCCCAAUCGGGAAUCAGUAUACGGCAUGCCUCCCUCCCCUGCUAACAUUAUUAGCCCGGGUAAACAACCGCUCAGCUCUAUGGCACCGAGUAUUGUACUACGAAAUAAUGACACGGUGGACUUGAUACUUGGUGGCGCCGGUGGAACGAAGAUCACGACUCAAGUUGCAUUGCUAACAAUGCAUACGCUUCUCGAAGACAGUGAAUUGCCCGAGGUCAUGAAGAGGCCGCGUCUACAUCACCAACUCAUUCCCAUGGAAAUAGAGUAUGAAGAAAAGUUCGACCCAGCAGUGAUUUCUUCUUUACGUGCCCGCGGUCACGUGACCACCAGCCGUGGCCCAACGGCGGGUUUCGCGGCUAUGGUGGCGGCUAUGAGAGAUAGCGGCGACUAUUUUGUACCGCAGACUGAUAGCAGACGAAUAGGCAGUGUGGACGGAUUUUAG